Molecule: messenger RNA, 330 nt
Organism: Pediculus humanus corporis (human body louse)
Lineage: Eukaryota; Metazoa; Arthropoda; Insecta; Psocodea; Pediculidae
Exons: 2
Coding region: 1-330 (109 amino acids)
Biological process (GO): nuclear-transcribed mRNA catabolic process; mRNA splicing, via spliceosome
Cellular component (GO): catalytic step 2 spliceosome; Lsm1-7-Pat1 complex; U12-type spliceosomal complex
Molecular function (GO): RNA binding
Source: RefSeq, a predicted model, not a curated record
AUGCAUUUCGUUGGGGGUCAAGGAGAUCAAAAGGAAAAAAAAAGAAAAGAAAGUAUAUUGGAUUUAUCAAAAUAUUUAGAAAAGAGUAUAAGAGUUAAAUUUGCUGGAGGUAGAGAAGCUGCUGGAAUUUUAAAAGGAUUUGAUCCUCUUUUAAAUUUGGUAUUAGACAAUACGACUGAAUUUUUAAGAGAUCCAGAUGAUUCGUACAAAUUAACAGUAGACACGAGAAUGUUAGGUUUAGUCGUGUGCAGAGGUACAUCGGUUGUGCUAAUAUGUCCCACAGAUGGAAUGGAAAGCAUAUCAAAUCCAUUUGUUCAACAAGAAGAAUAA